This is a messenger RNA of Botrytis byssoidea, 3162 nucleotides long. RefSeq lists its product as uncharacterized. The record is from RefSeq and is a predicted model, not a curated record. NCBI's taxonomy places the organism in Eukaryota, Fungi, Ascomycota, Leotiomycetes, Helotiales, Sclerotiniaceae. Gene Ontology annotation, biological process: intracellular signal transduction; protein phosphorylation; microtubule cytoskeleton organization. Gene Ontology annotation, molecular function: protein serine/threonine kinase activity; tau-protein kinase activity; ATP binding. Bases 1 to 3162 code for a protein of 1053 amino acids. The transcript has 3 exons. Gene Ontology annotation, cellular component: cytoplasm.
AUGGCGACAACAACUUCCGUCUCGCCCGCUACGCUGGAGCGAAAUAACUCACGACGAGGGUAUAACAAUUCAAUUCCCCACCGUUCCCAAUCGACAAGAGUGAAAAGUACUACCACCGAUUCACCACAACGAUCACAUUCACAUUCACAUUCACAUCACCAUCGACCGUCAUCAUCACGACAUGCGGCUGUAGAAGAAUCAAUCCCCCAGGCGAAUUAUGAGACUGCAAACGUCGCGCAACAAUCAAGAAAAACAUCAAGCAGAGACGGUUCAGCUCCUUCGAGACACGAAUCUACGAGAAGCGCAACCAGUAAUCAUCGGUCAACUCAUCACAGUCGACAUUCAAACGAGAUGGCCACGGCUGCAGCAAACGGCGGAGGCCCAGCCCCCGUGGUGACACCGCAAGAAUCCAGACAUGCGGCACACAAGGGAAAAUCGAGAACUACGAUACCAGCACAGUCCGGAAAUUGGAUUUUGGGCAAGACGAUUGGUCAGGGUAGUAUGGGUAAAGUGAAGCUGGCACGGAGGGCGGAAGGAGGUGAGCAGGUUGCCGUCAAAAUUGUUCCACGAGGAUCCACAGAUGAGAAUCACAACCAAAGUCGAGCUGAUAGAGAAAGAGCCGAUCAUUCGAAAGAAGUUCGCACCGCCCGUGAAGCGGCUAUCGUGACACUCCUGGAUCACCCAUAUAUCUGCGGCAUGAGGGAUGUUGUGCGUACGACUUAUCAUUGGUAUAUGCUAUUUGAAUACGUGAAUGGGGGACAGAUGCUUGACUACAUCAUCUCUCAUGGAAGAUUAAAGGAAAAGCAAGCUAGGAAAUUCAGCAGACAAAUCGCCAGCGCCUUGGACUAUUGUCAUCGAAAUAGCAUUGUUCACAGAGACCUGAAGAUUGAGAACAUCCUCAUUAGCAAGACGGGCGAUAUCAAGAUUAUUGAUUUUGGCUUGAGUAAUUUGUUCGCACCACGAAAUCAUCUCAAGACUUUCUGCGGCAGUCUCUAUUUCGCGGCCCCGGAGUUAUUGCAGGCAAAGGCAUAUACCGGACCCGAGGUGGAUGUUUGGAGUUUUGGUAUCGUGCUUUACGUUCUGGUCUGCGGCAAGGUUCCUUUUGACGACCAAAGUAUGCCGGCAUUACAUGCAAAGAUCAAGAGAGGCAUUGUAGAUUAUCCCAAUUGGCUGACUCCUGAAUGCAAACAUCUUAUAUCAAGGAUGCUGGUCACUGAUCCAAAGCAACGUGCAACACUACAGGAAAUCAUGAGCCAUCAGUGGAUGAUAAAGCAAUACGGUGGUCCACCUGAAAACUACCUGCCAGUUCGAGAUCCCUUAACACUUCCUCUGGAUGACGAUAUCAUCAACAGUAUGACCGGCUUUGACUUUGGCUCACCGGAACUCAUUAAACAACAAUUGACUGAUGUCAUCAAGUCUUCCGAAUAUGGUCAUGCCGUGCGUCUGGCAAUGCAGGAACGAGAGAAUUCUGGUCCUCCUCGCGACUCGGAGAGGAAGAGAGGUGUAUUCGAUUUUUACAAAAGAAGAAAUUCUACCACGAGCCGAGACACCUUGACUGCACCGAGUUCAGAACUCCUCCAACUCGGCAACGACCCUGUGAACGCCUAUCACCCUCUCAUUUCUGUGUAUUACCUUGUUAAGGAGAAGCGCGAGCGUGAUGCACUUGAAUCUAGCCCAGGCGCAACUUCAAUGCCACGGAUGCCAGGCGAAGCUCCACUACAAAUGGCAGAAAUCUCGGCUCCCAAGCCAGCUUAUACAAAUGCAACGGCCUAUGAGAUGCCUGGUGAGAAAGCUACCGGAGGUCGAUCACGCCCGCGUGCCCGCACUCACGGCGAGGAUGAAGUGACGGAAGGGAUGAAGAAUGUCAAACUUGGUGGCUCUACUGCCCCUCCAUCACCUGCAAUAGUGGAACCUGUAGAACAAUCGGCUAGGAAAGAAAGCACUGCUGCCGGUAUUCUGAGAAGGUUCAGUACACGACGACGCAAGGAGCCUCCACAAUCUGAAAAAGCCGGCAAUCAUCUCACUGUCGGUUCUUCAAAUGAGCCAUCAACACUUAGAAAGAGUUUCAGUGUGCGCCGGCAUCGAGAUCGGGAUGGAGAUGGACAUCUCCGCCCAAGUGGAAGUGAGCGCCAACAUAGUGAUCUUCUCACUCCACCAUCUGCCGAAAAUUCUGGAAGUUCUAAAUUAGGUCGGUCGACGAGCGUUAAUUCCGCAGAAUAUAGACGACGAGAAAAUCGACGAGGAGCCGGAUCAGGAGCAGGAGUUGCUGCUUCGGAAGCAAUGCCACCACGGGUUACUUACAAAGACCCACCUCCAACUAGUGGUUCCGAUCAUUCAACGACGAACGAGAAACCUCCCCGCGAGAGCGAAAGAGCUGGUCUGAAUCCUAGAGCCGCCACUAUGAGAGCCAAAUCAUUGGGCCAUGCAAGAAGAGAAAGCAUACAAGCUCGACGAGCUCGAAGGGAGGAAGCUAGAGAAGCAAAUGUACCCGAGGAGACGGAUGUUGAAAUGGGCGACAAUAGUGGUCUAUCAACCGAACGAGUUGACAAUGCAGAGAAUGUCAAACCCGUAUUUCUCAAAGGGUUGUUCAGCGUAUCGACCACAUCAACCAAACCGGUUCAGGCCAUUCGCAUGGAUAUUAUCAGAGUAUUGAGGCUCCUCGGGGUGGAAUAUACAGAAAUACGAGGCGGUUUCAGUUGUCGGCACAUUCCUAGUAUUGAUUUAAAGAAGGUUGUCGAUGUACCUCCUAGCAGCCACGGCAAUCACACUCCUGGACAUAGAAGAAAGAUUAGUUUCGGAGGCUUCAUGGGAGGUGGUAAUAGUGCAGAGAGAGAUCGCGAGGAUUUCCGAGAAGCAGAAAGAUCACCACCAAACUCCAGAACUCCACGUCGAACUCGUGGUCCCGAGAAUAGCUACUCAAAUUCGGAUGCUUCUGAUGAGAGUGUUACUAGACACGGUGAUUCGUCAGCUAGGGCUGUAGGCGAAACUAGCACACAUGUACAGAGUGACCUUGGCGGUAGUAUGAUUCUCGAAUUCGAGAUCUUCAUCGUCAAAGUUCCUCUCCUCUCCUUACACGGCAUUCAAUUCAAAAAGCUUCGUUCCGGGGGAACUUGGCAAUUUAAGAAUAUGGCAGAUCAAAUUCUUCGCGAGCUCCGACUAUGA